AUGGAAGGCGCCAGGAGGUCGCGCUCGGGCUCCCGGCGCCGCGGCGACCGGGGCCGGACGGACCGGGGGCAGGAGAAGGGCCGGGGCGCGUCUCCUCCGGCCGCGAGCUCGCCGUUCGUGACCGUGACGCUGUCGAAGCACAUCAGGCUCGACGGCAAGCUGGUCAAACAGGAGCUCCAGAUCGAUGCGAAGAGGGUGCACAUGGGGAACCCGAGGAUCAAGCUGAUCAGCGAGAGCCGCGGCGCCCUCAUCAGCGCGGUCUUCCAGCGGCUUGACCUCGACAGAGACGAGCUGCUGAGCCCGCAUGAGAUGCGCCGCUUCGCGGAGCUGACUGGCUUCGGGGGCGGCGAGGACGAGUGGAACAAAGCCUUCAAGACCUUGAUGUCCGAGAACGGCGUUGCUGAGGACACUGCUGGGGUGGACUUCGAUCUCUUCGCGAAGCUGGUGGAGGACAAGUCGGCGGACACCGGCUGCCACUGCAACGACAGUGAGCUGCAGUCGAUGCUCGACCAACUGCCCGAGCCUGAGAACGCUGCUCCAGGCGGCGUGGCGCGUGUGGAUCUGAUCGCCGCCGUCUUUAAACAGCUAGACGCCGACACCGAUGGCAUGCUCAGCUCCAGGGAGAUGCGCAAGUUCGCGGAGCACACUGGCUUCCAAGGCACCGAAACCGUCUGGAAAGAGGAGUUCAAGAACCUGUGCACCGUGCCUGGCAAGGAGGAGCUCCAGAAGCUCGACCUGGCCUUCUUCUCCAAGCUCGUGAACGACAGGUCUGCCGACACGGGCUGCUACUGCUCCGACGACGAGCUGCACGCCAUGCUCGCCAGCUUCGGUGGCCAGAUUGCCCCGCCUGGGGGCUCGGUAGGGACGCUUCCGAAGGCCGCCGCGGGGGCUGCGCUCACCCCGAUGUCAACGUACCGCUCCUCCCUCGUGCGUUCGGUGUUCGACAGGCUCGAUUCCGACAGGGACGGCAGGCUCAACGAGAAGGAGAUGCGUGCCUUCGCCGGCCACACUGGCUACGAAUGCAGCGAGAAGGCGUGGACGACGGAGUUCCAGCAGCUCUGCGUCGACAACGGGAAGCAACCCGUGGAUGGGGUCGACUACCCCUUCUUCUGCAAGCUGGUCUGUGACCAGGACCAGUCUAGCUGCUAUUGCACGGACUCAGAACUCGCGGUCAUGCUUGCCAAGCUGGGCGGCCCGUCUGUGGGCGUGCCGAAAGCGCACGGCGGCAUGGGCCCACCCGUCACGGAGAAGGGCAUGAGCAAGGCCGCCGGCCCACCCGCCGCCGACCGACAGGCCCUGGUCAGGAGCGUCUUCCAGGCCUUUGACGUGGACCAGGACGGUCGCCUCAACAAGAAGGAAAUGCGCGCGUUCGCCGAGAGCACUGGGUUCGACGGGGGCGACGCAGCUUGGGACGAGGCCUAUGAGGUGCUCUGCAAGGAGAAGAAGAGGGACCCGGCGCUUGGCGUCGACCUGAACUUCUUCUCCUCCCUGGUGAACGACAAGGAGGACGCCGCCGGCUGCUACUGCACCGACGUCGAGCUCAGCUCCGCGAUCACCAAG
Molecule: messenger RNA, 1560 nt
Organism: Prorocentrum cordatum
Lineage: Eukaryota; Dinophyceae; Prorocentrales; Prorocentraceae
Source: the annotation of a GenBank genome assembly